AGAGGGAGGUCUGAUGUCACUGUUUCAGAGGUGAAGGGCAGGGGAACUUUCCCACAGCUGGGAGGGGUCUGCCUGUGUCAGAGGCUGACCGGGCACCCACGCCCCGAGGUCUCAGAGUGGGUCAAGGGCAAAGAGAGCUCUGGAUUGGGCAGAAGAUGAAAGACAGAGUGUGGGGUGGGGGUUGGGAACCAGAGGCGAUGAAAGGGUCCCCAGCGAGCACUGCCCGGCCUUGUCCCCUAGUCUGCGGGCGUCCGAGGAUGCUGAACCGGAUGGUGGGUGGCCAGGACGCCCUGGAGGGCGAGUGGCCCUGGCAGGUCAGCAUCCAGCGCAACGGAAGCCACUUCUGCGGGGGCAGCCUCAUCACAGAGCGCUGGGUCCUCACCGCGGCGCACUGCUUUUCCAACACCUCUGAGACAUCCCUGUACCGGGUCCUGCUUGGGGUGCGGCAACUGGUGAAGCCAGGGCCCCACGCCGUGUACGCCCGGGUGAAGCGGGUAGAGAGUAACCCCCUGUACCAGGGCAUGGCCUCCAGUGCUGACGUGGCCCUGGUGGAGCUGGAAGCACCUGUGACCUUCUCCAAUUAUAUCCUCCCCGUGUGCAUGCCUGACCCCUCGGUCGUCUUUGAGGCGGGCAUGAACUGCUGGGUCACUGGUUGGGGCAGCCCCAGUGAGGAAGACCGCCUGCCCAACCCGCGGGUCCUGCAGAAACUCGCUGUGCCCAUCAUCGACACACCCACGUGCAACUUGCUCUAUAGCAAAGAUGCCGAGUCGGGCUUCCAGCCCAAAACCAUCAAGGACGACAUGUUGUGUGCUGGCUUUGCCGAGGGCAAGAAGGACGCCUGCAAGGGCGACUCGGGCGGCCCGCUCGUGUGCCUGGUGGCCCAGUCAUGGCUGCAGGCUGGGGUGAUCAGUUGGGGCGAGGGCUGCGCCCGCCGGAACCGCCCAGGUGUCUACAUCCGGGUCACCUCCCACUACGACUGGAUCCAUCGGAUCAUUCCAGAAUUACAGUUCCAACAGGCUAGGUCGGGUGGCCAGAAGCGGGGGCCCCGGAACCAGCAGCCCCUCGCUCUGAACUCUGCGCCCUGCCUGGCGGCCCAUGUGGCCCUCUUGGUCCUUGUGGCCCUGCUCACCCUCCUCUGAGCCCUGGGGCCCGUGGUGUACAUUUGUAAAUAGCGCUCCCGUUCUUUCCUGUCAAAUACCCGGUUAUUUUUUAUU
Panthera uncia (snow leopard) is the source of this 1214-nucleotide messenger RNA. RefSeq names its product serine protease 27 (gene PRSS27). Gene Ontology annotation, biological process: proteolysis. The transcript has 4 exons. The record is from RefSeq and is a predicted model, not a curated record. Gene Ontology annotation, molecular function: serine-type endopeptidase activity. The coding region runs from base 156 to 1139 and encodes 327 amino acids. Lineage: Eukaryota; Metazoa; Chordata; Mammalia; Carnivora; Felidae.